Molecule: messenger RNA, 3706 nt
Organism: Pungitius pungitius (ninespine stickleback)
Lineage: Eukaryota; Metazoa; Chordata; Actinopteri; Perciformes; Gasterosteidae
Product: receptor-type tyrosine-protein kinase FLT3-like
Exons: 24
Coding region: 147-3170 (1007 amino acids)
Biological process (GO): multicellular organism development; cytokine-mediated signaling pathway; B cell differentiation
Cellular component (GO): signaling receptor complex; plasma membrane
Molecular function (GO): transmembrane receptor protein tyrosine kinase activity; growth factor binding; ATP binding
Source: RefSeq, a predicted model, not a curated record
CUUGUUACAGCCACGCGCGAAUGACAACGUCAUCGUGCGAUGCUUCCUCUGUUUAAAAAGGUCCAGGCAGACACUUGUCACAUCAAAGUUUCGCUGUGUGGCCCUGUAAUGAGUGAGUAUGUGACACUGACAGACUGAAAGCAACCAUGCGCAGGCAGAUCAAUAUGAUCGCGGUUAUCUUUCUGCUGUGUGCUGUCGAGCUUCACUGCUCUCAUGGCAUCGCAGCGCAGAAUCAGGCCUGUGCGUCCAACCCUGAGGCGGCAUGUUUUGUGCCAGUUGACUAUCUGAAUGCGUCUGGUUCUGUGAGCGUAGAAGUGUGUCCCGGUAAGACACUCGUCAUUUCUCUGGAGCAGCUCUCUGAAUUCCCUGUUUGUCAAUGGAUCAAAGGAGCAGACACAAUACUAACCGUAAACGGGAGUAGCUCCAUGGUCCUAUCGGCGCUGUCUGAAACAGAUUCUGGGGAGUUUACGCUGAGCUGUGAAAGUAGCGAAGGGACCAGGAGGUCUCUGGCUGUGUCUCUGCGUGUAGUAAACAAACGUCCCACAAAACCAAAGCUGACACUGUCCAAUGUGGAAGAUUCCAUGCGUUCCCCUUUAUUUACAUGCAGCUCUGAGGGCUGCCCAAAGCCCACAAUUGAAUGGUCUGGAAACAAACGUGGGGAAGAUGUUCCUGCAAAAGGUUUAAUGGCAAUUAGCAAAUUAUCCAGUAUAUACUUAAUGAGUGAAGCGAUGUGCUGUGCUACCAACGCCGAAGGACAAGAAUGCUCUCCGGUUUAUGACUACGACCUAGACACUGACUUAAGUAAUAAUGUCUCUACUCCCAUCCUGAGCCCCGGUCAGUCUCUACUCCUACGCUGCCGAAUGAAACGUAUAUCAUGGGCAAUAAGACCUGAUUGGGAGAACAGCUCAAGAGUGGGUACCAAAAUAUCAGCAUGCUCUUCUCAAGUCAAAGAGAUUUGCACCAAGGCGGAUAGCCACGAUGGCCUUUUUAUGUCCUACCUGUUGAUCCGGUCUGUUAACGUGCACCACAGCGGGACAUACACCUGCAGGACUACUAACAACAAAACAAAGUCUGUGGACAUCCGAGUCCAAGCCGAGGGCUUGGUCUCUGUCCAGCUAGACGAGAACCUGACCAUAUCGGCUGAGAAUGCGUCCCACCACUGUUUGGAGGCCAUUGUUUCCUACCAACAUGUGAUGCAGCAAUGCUCCUGGGAAGCUCCUGAUGAAAAAGUGACUAAAUGCCAGAGGGACACAUGGGUAACACAUCACAGGAUCGUGAAGCUACGGGAUGGACUUAAGUCAGGAGAUUAUAAAUUACACCUGAAGGCUGACGGACAAAAAGUAACAAAGACUAUAUCAGUGUGUGUUGUAGAGAAACCAAGGAUCCAUUUCAAUUAUUCUGGUAACAUAACCGCAUACACCGUCACUCUUGUUCCAGCAAAAUACACCUGGAUAAAGUGUCACAACAGCAGCUGUGCAAAUGAAUCUUCCUGGGUGGAGUUAAAAGACACCUCUCAGACGGACUCGGAUGACAAAUGUUACAAGACAAUCAAGAGCUUGCUCAAGAGAGAUCCAGCUCCUGGAGAACGUUAUAAGUUUUGCGUGACAAACAAAUUUGGAUCCUGGUGCGAACCCUUAAACAUAUUAAACAUACAUUCACCCCAACCCGCCAAAGCUACUGCAAAUGCUGAUGACGGCCUCUUCAUGGUGCUGAAAGUAGGCAGCUUGUUUCUGCUCCUGGCUUUAGCAAUGGUUAGCCUGGUUCUCAUGUACUUCAUCAAAAAGAAGAAACCCCGGUAUCAGCCCCAGCUCCAGAUCAUCCAGAUGGUUGGACCCAAUGACAACGAUUACAUCUACAUCAACUUUAAGGAGUUUGGGUACGACCUGAAGUGGGAGUUCCCCAGGGAGAAUCUGGAACUCGGUCAGGAGCUGGGCUCCGGGGCUUUUGGCACGGUGGUCCAGGCUACAGCUUAUGGCAUCAACAAGCCUGGAGUCUCCCAGCAGGUGGCCGUCAAGAUGCUUAAAGAGAAACACCAGACGCUGGAGAAGGAGGCGCUGAUGUCAGAGCUGAAGAUGCUGACUCACAUCGGUCACCAUGCCAACAUCGUCAACCUGCUCGGCGCCUGCACAACCUCAGAACCCACGUACCUGAUUUUCCAGUACUGCUGUCAUGGAGAUCUACUGAACUACCUGAAGACCAACAGAGAGCGCUACCACAAGUCGGCGACCGACGCCUUCAACAAGAUCCGCUUCAGCAACCUUUUCCACCACAAAGUGCAGCCCAACAGAACCUCUGGCGAGGAGGACUCAGCCGUGGGAAACUACAUGCCCAUGUAUGGCACUGCCACUAGAGGGCAGGAGGACAUCGCUCUCCUGGGCGACAUGGACAGCUACGAAGACGCGAUGAUCGACGAAGACUGCGACGAGCAGACGGAGGACCUGCAAAUCCUGACCUUUGAUGACCUGCUCAGCUUUGCCUUCCAAGUGGCCAAAGGCAUGGAGUUCCUCUCCUCCAAGAAUUGUAUCCAUCGGGACCUGGCAGCUCGGAACGUGUUGGUGACAAGUGGCAAGCGGGUGAAAAUUGGUGACUUCGGUCUGGCCAGAGACAUCGAAAACGACUCCAACUACGUCGUGAGAGGAAAUGUGCGCUUGCCGGUGAAGUGGAUGGCACCGGAGAGCACCUUCCAGGGGAUCUACACCGCCAAGAGUGACGUCUGGGCUUAUGGCAUUCUGCUUUGGGAAAUCUUCUCACUCGGUGUCACUCCGUACCCGGGCAUGAAGGUGGAUCACACCUUCUAUACGAUGAUCGAGAGAGGAUUCAAGAUGGAUUGUCCAUACUACGCCAACGAGUCUGUCUACGGCAUGAUGUGUAAGUGUUGGUCCCUGGAUCCCAGCAACCGGCCCUCUUUCUCCAAACUGGUGUCCUUGAUGUACGAUUGGCUGACGGACGGAGAAGAGAAGCUCUACCACAACACGUUCGACCAGACGUCCGGCGACUACCAGAACGCCGCGACCAUUUUGGACAUUUCCGCCUUGGCAAAGCAGGGCGACAACAAGACGCAGUCAGCCAACGAUUACCGUGGCCUCCGUGCGACUGAGGAAGGAAAAGACGCGGCGUCUGACGCGGAGGCAGCUGACGAGAAGCUUGUGAGGCCGCCUGAUACCGAGUGAUCCCCAGAUGAUCGUGUGUGUGUGUGUGUGUGUGUGUGUGUGUGUGUGUGUGUGUGUGUGUGUGUGUGUGUGUGUGUGUGUGUGUGUGUGUGUGUGUGUGUGUUAACAGCAAUAAUCUCAGGAUUAAGAGUAGAGUGCACUUGCUUAAUAUUUUUAUUGUAACAGAAUUUGAAUGAUAUUGUCUUAUCAUAUAUUUUUAUUGUGCAGCUAAAAUAGGGAACAAAUUCUCAGGACUAUAGACAUAAGACUGUAAGAUAAGAAGUUGUUAAAUGUUUAGGGAUUCGGCCAACAUGUAGCAAUUUAUAAGCUUUUAUUUACCAUAUACACAUCAUAUAUGUUGUUAUGCAGUGAAAUAUUAUGGCAUUUAUUUUGUUGUGCUCUCUUAUAUAAUAUCAGCAGCUAUUACUUGCAGAUAGAAACCUGUUUAUUUUAUGUUAGUUUCAGAAUUAUACCUGCAAUCAAAUAUACUCAUUCAUAAAAUAAAUGGUGAUCUGUCAACAGUUCAACCACCAAAAAAAUGUUUGCUUCUUGCAUUU